Messenger RNA from Acanthochromis polyacanthus (spiny chromis), 946 nucleotides. RefSeq lists its product as uncharacterized. The record is from RefSeq and is a predicted model, not a curated record. The transcript has 8 exons. Lineage: Eukaryota; Metazoa; Chordata; Actinopteri; Pomacentridae. Bases 64 to 744 code for a protein of 226 amino acids.
CCUGUCACAAGCUGUAAUUAACCAGGGCAAGGCUGGUUAAAGGGUAAAAAGCGGGAUAAAGUGAUGGUACAUAAAGGCCCAGCUGCAUUCUUACUGACUAGGAGUGGACACAGUAGAGGACCAAAGUCUACAAUGAAGCUCUUUGUGUGUUGUCUGCUGCUGCUACCAUUUGCAAACUUGGUGGUAACGGCCCCAACUAGAGCUCAAAGAGAAAAUGUGCUAAGCUUCCUCACCGAGGCAUUUGGCGCAGCUACUGAAAAGACCGUGCCUGCAAACAUCACAGCAUAUCGAUACCCUCCAAGUAGACCUGUGAAAGAGCCUGAUUCUGAAGAUCUGUCAAAAAACCAUGACAGCGAUGAGAUCGUGGUUCCUGAAGCUGUGGAAAAAGAGAAGCCUCCAUCGAGGGGGACAGCAGGAGCGAGCAAAGACGAUAAUCUGAGCCGAGAGCACGCUCAACAGCCAGCAAGCAGAGACCUCACUAGUGAGGAAGAAGUGAUGCUGAAAGCUCAGGUGGCUGCGAACGUGUCCGGCAAACGUGUUUUUGCCAGCCCAGACUUCCAGGCAGAAGCAGGAGGAGUUACCAGGAUGAUGUCGGCUCCGGGUCGAAGCAGAGAAAUGCUUGAUCCGGACAGUUUGGAAAAGAACACCGGCAGGCUGGCUGCAGCGGUCAGCAGCAAACACACAGGCUGUGAUGAGCAGAGACCCUGCAGCUCAUCUCUUCCAGCCAAGAGCCGAACCACCUGAUGAUCAAACCGAGAUUGUUUUUCUUCCUCAUAAUGAGUCAGGAGCCGCCAUCUGUUGACUCAUCGGAGGCAGACAGGCUGCUUCCACAUUCAGAUGUUUCUGGGGCUUUUUCAUCUUAAAUUAGAUUUUUUUUUACAUGCAUUUUCUUUUUUGUAACCUGAUCAUGUGAACAAAAUGUGAGAAAUAAAGAGGCUUUUGACAA